Messenger RNA from Funneliformis geosporum, 993 nucleotides. The record is from the annotation of a GenBank genome assembly. Lineage: Eukaryota; Fungi; Glomeromycota; Glomeromycetes; Glomerales; Glomeraceae.
AUGGUUUUAAAACAUAACCUAGAAAAAGAAUUGAAAGUCUUGGGAAAAAGAAUCAAGACAUUAGAACUGGAUAAAAAGAAAACCGAAGAUGAAAAUCAAUUGUUACUUUCAUAUUUCCUAAAUGAAAUGGAUAGUAAGGAUUUAGAUAGUUUAAGAGAAUCAUUAAAUAGCCAGAGACGUACCGAGAUGUUGGAAUUAGAUAAUGGAAGACGAGACAUUUAUAACUUAAAUAUUAAUAGAGAGAAAUCGUCAAACUUUAGUUAUCAAUUUAAACAUUUCGAAGAAAUGAUUAAAGAGCGAGAUGAAAAGGCUAAAUCCAUGCAAGAAUUAAUGAAUGAAUUAGAAAAAAAGGUUAGAGAACAAGAAGAAGAAAUCAAAGCCAAGCAAGUAAUUAUUAAUGAAUUAGAAGGAAAGGUUAAAGAAACUAAGGCCAAACAAGAAACGAUUAACGUAUUAGAAGAAAAGAUUAAAGAGCAAGAUGAAGAAGCCAACGCCAAGCAAGUAAUUAUUAAUGGAUUAGAAGGAAAGGUUAAAGAAACUAAGGCCAAACAAGAAACGAUUAACGUAUUAGAAGAAAAGAUUAAAGAGCAAGAUGAAGAAGCCAACGCCAAGCAAGUAAUUAUUAAUGAAUUAGAAAAAAGAUUAAAAAAGCAAAAUGAAGAAGCCAAAGCCAUGCAAGUAAUUAUUAAUAAGUUAGAAGAAAAUUUCAGAGAACGAGAAGAAAAAACCAAAGCCAAGAAAGAAACUAUUAAUUUUUUAGAAGAAAACAUUAAAGAGCAGAACGAAGAAACCAAAUCCAAUCAAGAAACAAUUAAUGUUUUAGAAGAAAACAUUAAAGAGCAGAAUGAAGAAAUCAAAACCAAGCAAAAAACUAUUAAUGUUUUAAACAAAAGGUCGAAUAAUCUUAGACUUUUCACAUCAUUCUUCAAAAUUUUUAAAGAAAGGUUAGGCAAGAAUAAAGUGAUAAAGAAACUAUAUAUGAAUCAAAAGUAA